Molecule: messenger RNA, 1083 nt
Organism: Lactuca saligna
Lineage: Eukaryota; Viridiplantae; Streptophyta; Magnoliopsida; Asterales; Asteraceae
Source: the annotation of a GenBank genome assembly
AUGUACUUGGUUUUUUUCUAUCUUCUCGUGGGUACUUUUUUCACGGUUUCACAAGUUUCUAGUGCCAUUAUCACUAUUAAUUUCACUACGCCUGCCAUUUUCAUAUUUGGUGAUUCAACUGCUGAUGUGGGAACAAACUCUUUUUUGCCAAAAACCAAAAUACGAGCUAAUUUUCCUUACAAUGGGAUUGAUUUUCCUAAUUCUAGACCAACAGGACGUUUCAGCAACGGCUUCAACAGUGCAGAUUAUUUGUCAAAGCUAAUGGGACAAAAAAGAAGCCCACAGCCAUACUUGUUCCUCCUGAAAGCUGGUCUUAGAAAGCCAAUGUUUAGAGGGGUAAAUUUCGCAUCAGGAGCAUCUGGUCUUCUGGAUGUAACAGGGAAACACCUGAAUAUUGUAUCGAUGUCAGAGCAAAUCAAGCAGUUCAAGACAGUACGUGGCAAUCUAACCUUGGUAAAAGGAAAAGGCGCUACAAAAAACAUACUUGCAACAUCCGUGUUUGCCAUUAGUGUUGGGAGCAAUGACAUUUUUGGCUAUUUCGAAAACAGGAGCACCGUUGAUCCUACUAUUUUCAUCGCUUCUUUAAUGACGGCAUAUGAAUGUCAUAUUGAGUCUUUGUACAACCUUGGAGCAAGGAAGUUCGGGAUCAUAAGCGUACCACCAAUCGGAUGUUGUCCUUCACAAAGAAUUUUUAAUGUUACCGGGGGAUGUUUUGAGAUAGAAAACACUUUUGCUCGGGCUUUUCACUCAUCGCUCGAUACUCUCUUGAAGAAACUAUCUUGUAAAUUAUCAGGCAUGAAGUAUUCACUCGGGAAUUCAUAUGAGAUGACGAUUAACGUCAUCAAUUUCCCACAACUAUUCAAUUUUACGUAUGUGGACAGAGCGUGUUGUGGGGAAGGGUGGUUAAAUGCAGAAAAGCCUUGUAGUCCGAAAGCAAAUUUAUGCUCAAGCCGCAACAACUACCUCUUUUGGGAUUUGUUCCAUCCGACACAAUAUGCUUCCAAGCUUGCAGCCGAAACUUUAUACAAUGGUGGACCACAAUUUGUGACCCCGAUUAACUUCGCUCAGUUAGCAGCAUACUGA